AGUGGCUGUACUGUUGCUCGCCUGCUCGGUGCUGCUCGGCUCACUGUUAGCAAUGGCGCUGCGGGCUGGCCAGCUCCUCUCUCCUCGUCUCUUCCUCGUCUCGGCUUGGCUUUUGCUCGCUAGCGGACCUCAUUCGGUUCUCUCUUGUCCGAGUCGCUGUUUAUGUUUCCGAACCACGGUGCGAUGUAUGCAUCUGAACCUGGAAACUGUACCGGCAGUCUCUCCUCAGACCACCAUUCUGGACCUGAGAUUCAACAAAAUCAAGGAUUUACAACCUGGAUCUUUUAGCCGAUUAAAGAACCUCAACACACUCCUCCUUAACAACAAUCAUAUACGAAGAAUCCCCAAGGGGGCAUUUGAAGAUCUGGAAAAUCUCAAGUAUCUCUAUUUGUACAAGAAUGAAAUCCAAUCAAUUGACCGACAAGCGUUUAAGGGGCUUGUCUCUCUUGAGCAACUGUACCUCCAUUUCAACAAUAUCGACUCACUGGAACCAGAAUCAUUCAGUCAUCUACCAAAGCUUGAACGACUGUUUUUGCACAACAACAGAAUCACCCAGCUAGUCCCAGGGACCUUCUCUAAUCUGCAGGCCAUGAAACGACUGCGACUGGAUUCCAAUGCGUUGAACUGUGACUGUGAGUUGCUGUGGCUGGCUGACCUGUUGAAGCAGUAUGCAGAGUCAGGAAAUGCCCAAGCUGCCGCCACGUGCGACUACCCAGCCCGCCUUCAGGGAAGAUCAGUGGCGACACUAACCGCCGAGGAACUGAGCUGCGAGGUGCCCAGGAUCACCUCAGAGCCUCAGGAUGUGGAUGUUACAUCAGGAAACACAGUCUACUUCACCUGCAGGGCUGAGGGCAACCCUAAACCACAGAUUAUCUGGCUGCGGAACAACAAUGCUCUUAACAUGCGAGACGACAGUCGUCUGAACCUGCUUGAGGACGGGACGCUCAUGAUUCAGAACACAAGAGAAACUGACCAAGGAGUCUAUCAGUGCAUGGCCAAAAAUGUGGCAGGGGAGGUCAAGACCUCAGAGGUCACACUGCGAUAUUUCGGAGCCCCAUCACGGCCGAGUUUUGUGAUCCAGCCGCAGAACACGGAGGUGCUCGUCGGUGAGAGUGUGACUUUGGAGUGCAGUGCUACAGGCCAGCCACAACCCCGGAUCUCCUGGACCAAAGGAGACCGAACACCACUUCCAAACGAUGCUCGUAUCAACAUCACCCCCUCUGGAGGGCUAUUCAUUCAAAAUGUGGUCCAGGCAGAUGGAGGACAGUACACCUGUUUUGCCUCCAACAAUGUUGAUACCAUUCACGCCACAGCUUAUAUCAUCGUCCAAGCAAUACCACAAUUAACAGUGACACCACAAGAUCAGUCGGUCCUUGAAGGGCACACAGUGGACUUCCCCUGCGAGGCGACAGGUUACCCCCAGCCGGUUAUUGCUUGGACACGUGGGGGCAGUCCGUUACCUUUGGACCGCCGUCACUCUGUCCUGUCAACUGGUACUCUUCGUAUCACUCGUGUGGCCGCCCACGAUGAGGGUCAGUACGAGUGCCAGGCAGUCAGCCCAGUAGGGACUGUGCACACCGCCGUGCAGCUCAGCAUCCAACAGAGAGUAACGCCUGUUUUCACAAAUGCUCCAAGGGAUGUGACGGUGGAGUCUGGCCAGGACGUCCAGAUUCCCUGCAGUGCUCAGGGCCAGCCACAACCUGUCCUCACCUGGAACAAGGACGGCGUGCAGGUGACAGAGAGCGGUAAAUUCCACAUCAGCACUGAGGGUUUUUUAGAGGUGAAGGAUGUGGGCACCGCUGAUGCCGGCCGCUAUGAGUGUGUGGCCCGCAAUCCCAUUGGCUAUCAGGUCGCUAGCAUGGUGCUAACAGUCACAGUUCCAGCAGUGAGCAGAGAGGGCGACACCUUUGUGAGCACAUCCAUCGAGCAGGCAAUCCGUAAUGUGGACAGCGCCAUCGAGUCUACAAGGAGACGUCUGUUUGAUGGUCAGCCCCGUACUCCAGGAGAGCUCCUUGCUCUUUUUCGUUAUCCUCGUGACCCCUACACGGUGGAGCAGGCUCGAGCUGGCGAGAUCUUCGAGCAGACUCUUCUUCUCAUCCAGAACCACGUCAACCAGGGUCUCAUGGUCGACACAAACGGCACUGAAUUUCGCUACAACGACUUGGUAUCGCCACACUUUCUUGACGUGAUUGCCAACUUGUCCGGCUGCACAGCCCACCGCCGUUUUAACAACUGCUCAGACAUUUGCUUCCACCAGAAAUACCGCACUCAUGACGGCACUUGCAACAACCUUCAGCACCCCAUGUGGGGUGCCUCGCUCACCCACUUUGAGCGACUGCUGAAAUCUGUCUACGAUAAUGGUUUUAAUCUGCCAAGGGGAGCCACUGAGCAAGCACACAGUGGCUACAGGCUGCCACUGCCGAGGCUGGUGUCCACCACCAUGAUUGGAACAGAGACCAUCACUCCAGAUGAGCAGUACACCCACAUGCUGAUGCAAUGGGGUCAGUUUCUGGACCAUGACUUGGACUCCACUGUGGCGGCCCUCAGCCAGUCACGCUUCUCAGAUGGCCAGCUGUGCACGCAGGUGUGCACCAAUGACCCACCUUGCUUCCCCAUCCAGUUCCCUCCCAAUGAUGCACGGCAGCUCCGAAGCGGUGCACGCUGCAUGUUUUUUGUGCGCUCCAGCCCCGUGUGUGGCAGUGGGAUGACAUCUCUCCUAAUGAACAGCGUGUACCCAAGAGAGCAAAUCAACCAGCUCACUUCUUACAUCGACGCCUCAAACGUAUACGGUAGUUCACGACAUGAAUCUGAGGAGAUCCGGGAUUUGGCCAGCCAAAGGGGUUUACUCCGACAAGGGAUUAUCCAGCGCACGGGGAAGCCACUGCUUCCUUUUGCCACCGGGCCACCCACCGAGUGCAUGAGGGAUGAAAAUGAGAGUCCAAUACCAUGCUUCUUGGCCGGAGACCACCGUGCCAACGAGCAGCUGGGUCUGACUGCCAUGCACACAGUGUGGUUCAGGGAACACAACCGCAUAGCCACAGAACUACUGAGGCUAAACCCCCAUUGGGAUGGAGACACCAUCUACCAUGAGGCCAGGAAGAUAGUAGGAGCCCAGAUGCAACACAUCACAUAUAGUCACUGGUUGCCAAAGAUCCUAGGCGAGGCAGGCAUGAAGAUGAUGGGGCCGUACACAGGUUAUGACCCCAAUAUUAACGCGGGCAUCCUCAAUGCUUUCGCCACUGCGGCAUUCCGCUUCGGGCACACCCUCAUUAACCCGAUACUCUACAGGUUGGAUGAGGACUUCCAGCCCAUCCCCCAAGGUCACAUCUCCCUGCACCGGGCCUUCUUCUCCCCCUUUCGCAUCGUGAACGAGGGUGGCAUUGACCCACUGCUCCGCGGGCUCUUUGGCGUGGCGGGUAAAAUGCGAGUCUCCUCGCAGCUACUCAAUACAGAGCUGACCGAGAGGUUGUUUUCUAUGGCCCACGCUGUAGCGUUGGACCUGGCAGCCAUGAACAUACAGCGAGGAAGAGAUCACGGCAUACCGCCAUAUAAUGAUUACAGGACGUUCUGUAACUUGACAUCGGCUCAGAGCUUUGAGAAUUUGAGGAACGAGAUUAAGAAUCCCAAUGUCAGAGAAAAAUUGCAGAGGUUGUAUGGCACUCCGCUGAACGUCGACCUGUUCCCCGCCCUGAUGGCUGAAGACCUGGUCCCUGGCAGUAGACUCGGACCUACCCUCAUGUGUCUGCUGGCAUCUCAGUUUAAACGCCUUCGAAAUGGAGACAGAUUCUGGUAUGAAAACCCUGGCGUGUUCACUCCUGCCCAGCUGACCCAGCUGAAGCAGGCCUCUUUGUCUCGGGUACUGUGUGACAACGGAGAUAACAUCACACGAGUCCAGCAUGAUAUCUUCAGGGUGGCAGAGGUGCCGCAUGGCUAUGGUAGCUGUGAUGACAUCCCACAGAUUGACCUGCGCAUGUGGCAAGACUGCUGCGAAGAUUGCAGAACCAAGGGUCAGUUCAACGCACUGUCCUACCACUUCAGAGGGCGCAGGUCAGCAGAGCACAGCUACAAAGACAGCAAACCUGUCGACAGCGUCAAGCAAAACAGGCACAUGGAGGAAGCCGGAGGAAGCCUUGUCAAUGUUACUGUGACUUCCAAAAAAAGCACUGAACCCUCAAUCAAUGACUUCCAGGACUUUGUCUCUGACAUGCAGAAGACGAUCAAAAGUUUACGAAAACAGAUUAAGCGACUGGAAGCCCGUCUGAGCAAGACUGACUGCACUGACAGAAACAGGAAUGAGCGGACAGAUGGAGAGCAGUGGAAAGAGGACCCAUGCACGCAAUGUGAAUGCAAGGACGCCAGGGUCACCUGCUUUGUGGAGUCUUGUCCGCCAGCUCGGUGCAAACAGCCUGUCAAGCUAAAAGGCGCCUGCUGCCCCAUGUGCCUGGAUGUUGCCGAGGGGCAAAAAGCAGACAGCAGCCAUGAAUAAGCCUCAGGACCUGUCGACAAUCACACUCUUAGUGUCUGAAACAGCCACAGAGAGGAGGAGACUCUUGAAGGUGUCUGUGGCCACCAGUAGCCUCAAAACACCCAAUAGCCUCAAUUUUUUGUUCUCUUGUAUUCAUUUUUGAACAGGGGAGAGGGUUUGGUUAUUUUUGUUAUCGUUGCCUCCUCUGGGGCUCUCCUUGAUCUGCUCCGAGAGACGAUGAAUGCUCCCCGAGGCCUUCGCAGUGCAACAAUUUAGGCUGUUUGACCCCCUUUGGUGUCACAUCACAGGGUCCAUUGCCAUCAACCUGCAGGAAAGGGAAGUCGAUUGAGAGGAGGCAGCCAUUUUUGUUUGCUCACAAACGUUUCUCAGGUUAGAGAUGCCAAAAACUGGUGCUAUUUUACCCCUUAUGAAUGAAUUAAUCACUAAAUACCUUCAAAGUAUUGUCUUUUGUAUGAAAAAGCAACCUAUAUCCACUUGGUAUCUGCCUUUUUAAUGCUAAAUCACAAUUGAGAAGAUCAUUUUAUUCAGUGUAAAUGACUUUUUAUAAAUAGUUAGAUCUUUUAUUCUAAGGUGCUUCGUGUCUUUAUUCAUGUUAUAACUGCAUUUCUUUCUUUUUUUAUACAAAUGAACAUAAUGUGAAGCCCUAUGGAAAAUUCUAAUGCAAAAAAAAGAGAUAUCUACUGAUUUCUGCCGACCGUCAUAUUGUGAACUUUGUCCCAGUAUUUUCCUCAGUCUGCAAACGCCAAGUGUUAGUUAGAAACAUCUAGACUGUGCGUGCGCGUGUGUGUGUGUGUAUGUGUGUGUGCGUAUGAAACCAUGUUAAAGUAUGGUUUCAUCUGUGGUGCUGUUCAAUCUACCACCGCAAUAUUUGUUAUCCUAGCGUCUUUAGUCCACACUACUCAUAACUGAAGGACUGCAAUGAUUACUGUUGACUGUUCUCCUUUCCUGCCUUGGGCCUGCAGCACUGGAUUACAAAUUGCAUGCAUUCUAUUGCCAAAUUUACAUGAAAUGUUUGAUCAUGUGUGUUCACUUCAAGGGGCGUAUUGCCCGGUUGAGAGUCCUCUUUCGAGAGAAUUGUCCCGCUUGUGUUUCUUUGCCAAACUCUGUUCACAGCUGGCUUACGUCAUUGAGCAGAACAUGCUGCUUAGCGCAGGCUUCUUUAACCCUCUGACCCUCAUUCCGCCAUAAUGGAAGCCAUAUGCGAGGUGGGAAGGGUGCAGACCAUUGGGAUAGAGUGACAAUCAAAACACGUUUCCUCCAUCGUAAUACCAUGCAAUCAGACAGACAGCAGUGCUUGUACACAUGUAUUAAACAUAGACCGCCGCUCACUUAUGUAAAACAAAUCCAUGUUUUUGUCUUCCUGUUUUGUGGCCAAGCAGCCGCAGUGUUGCCCUCCAUUGUUUUCUUAAUGCGGUAACGUCCAAAGCAAGCAUCUGUCAUUAAACCGAAAUAAUACUGUCUGGAAUGUUCCAUUCAGGACAGGUUUUUACAUGAAACUGUGUGUUUACAGUUGUAUAUUUACAUGUACCAGCAAAUAGACCCUUAUGUAGUCUAACAAGUCCUCCUGUGUGUGUUAGUUGUACUGAAUGUAGUGUUCUGAUGAAUAUUCCCAAAUGUGUGUGUCCUUAGCUCAUUAACAGCAAAAUGCAAUUUGGCACCAAGUUCCAAAGUUGGGUGCCAAAGCACUGUGACGUCUGUUACCUGGGAAAAAUGUUGUCAGUAGUGUUUUUCUUUUUUUACAGUAACCUUCCCUUUUUCCCGUCUUAAAUAACUCCCAAGUGUCAAUGGAAUGCACUGUUUUGCAAGACUGAACAUACCUUACCAACACUGUCCCUUUACAAGUGGUCAGUGUGGCUCUGCUAGUACCUAUCAUGACAUUUGUAUUGUAUGUUUGCCAAAGAAUGGUUUGCACUGUUAUGUAUGCCUCUCAACAGUAAUAAUAAAAAAUAAGCCACAUUUGC
Messenger RNA from Dunckerocampus dactyliophorus (ringed pipefish), 6447 nucleotides. Its product is annotated as peroxidasin. The transcript has 23 exons. The record is from RefSeq and is a predicted model, not a curated record. Bases 53 to 4486 code for a protein of 1477 amino acids. Gene Ontology annotation, molecular function: peroxidase activity; protein binding; heme binding. NCBI's taxonomy places the organism in Eukaryota, Metazoa, Chordata, Actinopteri, Syngnathiformes, Syngnathidae. Gene Ontology annotation, biological process: response to oxidative stress.